Molecule: messenger RNA, 318 nt
Organism: Tilletiopsis washingtonensis
Lineage: Eukaryota; Fungi; Basidiomycota; Exobasidiomycetes; Entylomatales
Exons: 2
Coding region: 1-318 (105 amino acids)
Source: RefSeq, a predicted model, not a curated record
AUGGGCGACAAGAUCGAGGGCCCCGAGCCGACGCCCGAGAACCCGGGCGGCGUGCACCCGCACACGGCCGACAACGUGCCCGACCCCAACCCGCCGCAGCAGGUCGGCGCCUCGAUCGGCCGCAGCAUCGAGAACCCGUAUGCGCUGGGCGAGAAGCUCGACCGCCUCGAGGCGGCGCUCGACGACGUCGUCGCCAUGUUCGAGGCCGAGCGCGAGACGCUCGCGCGCGAGGGCAGCUUUGAGAAGGGCAAGGAGGGCAUCCAGCUCUUCAAGUCGUGGAAGCUCGAGCUCGAGAAGAUCAAGGCCGGCAAGCGCUGA